Molecule: messenger RNA, 2026 nt
Organism: Xenopus laevis (African clawed frog)
Lineage: Eukaryota; Metazoa; Chordata; Amphibia; Anura; Pipidae
Gene: apex1.L
Product: APEX nuclease (multifunctional DNA repair enzyme) 1 L homeolog
Biological process (GO): base-excision repair; DNA repair
Cellular component (GO): nucleus; mitochondrion; cytoplasm
Molecular function (GO): catalytic activity; phosphoric diester hydrolase activity; endonuclease activity
Source: RefSeq, marked provisional
UUUCUAUUAAACACAACGUUGCAGGACGUCUCCUUUGUUCACCACGCUCCGAUCUCUGCUCUCCCUGAGGCCAAUUUGUACAGCCCUGAAAAUGCCCAAGAGAGGGAAGAAGGAAGAAGUUUGUGCUGCUGAGCCCCAGGAGGAUGGGAAUGAACCGGAAGUUAAGAAGGGGAAGAAGGGAGCAGGGAAGGCUGCAAAAGAGCCAGAACCAGUUGUUUUGUAUGAAGAUGCACCAGACAAUGUAACCUCAGCUGAUGGCAAAAAGUACACACUGAAGAUCAGCUCCUGGAACGUUGAUGGAAUCAGGGCCUGGAUCAAAAAGCAGGGAUUGAAUUGGGUGCGAGAGGAGGACCCACACAUCAUGUGUCUCCAGGAAAUAAAAUGUGCAGAGAAAUUGCUGCCUCCAGAUGUUAAGGAUAUGCCAGAAUACCCCCACAAAUACUGGGCAUGCCCUGAUGAAAAGGAGGGGUACAGUGGAGUGGCCAUGCUCUGCAAGGACAAGCCAUUAAAUGUCACAUAUGGUAUUGGAAUUGAAGAACAUGAUAAGGAAGGUCGUGUGAUAACAGCAGAGUUCGACUCCUUUUUUGUAAUUGCUGCUUAUAUCCCCAAUUCGAGCCGUGGCCUAGUGCGUUUAGAUUAUCGCCAGCGCUGGGAUGUGGAUUUCCGUGCCUACCUAAAGGGAUUAGACAGCAAGAAGCCAUUAAUACUGUGUGGUGAUCUGAAUGUGGCGCACCAGGAGAUUGACCUAAAGAACCCCAAGACAAACAAGAAGACCCCUGGUUUCACCCCACAGGAACGCCAAGGCUUUGGAGAACUGUUGGCUGAGGGCUACCUGGACAGCUUCCGAGAGCUGUACCCUGAUAAGCCAAGUGCAUACACAUUCUGGACAUAUAUGAUGAAUGCCCGGGCUAAGAAUGUUGGUUGGAGGCUGGAUUAUUUUGUGCUGUCUAAAGCAUUACGCCCAGCUUUAUGUGAUUGCAAGAUCAGGAGCAAAGUAAUGGGCAGUGACCAUUGUCCAAUAACACUCUUGAUGGCCAUAUAAAAUAAAUGAUUAAAAGAAAAUUACAAGCUGAUCCUGUAUGCAAGAGGAUUUUGUAAUAUACAUAAAAUGCUCAAUCCAAAAUAUUUUAGAUUCAUUUGCUUCUUUAAAAAUAGAAUCUUUCUGGGUUGGCAUAAUUUGGAUUUUUUUUCAAUUCAUUGCUUUUCUGACUAGAGAACUGUUUAUAAUAAUGUAUUGGGCUAUUGUAAACCAUAGCAGGAAUUUGCUAUGUACAAUGGGAGACCACUUUGUUUUAGUCACAACACAUCGACUAGAUAGGUUUCAUUUUGUUAAGCAUCUGAAAAUGUAUCUUUUAUGCAUAUUACAGAAUCCUUGUUUACCUAGAAGCUUUCUGUAGUCUUAGAUUAUUUUUAAUCAUUCAACCUAAAACACUAUAUAGCCAUAGAAUAUGACUAUAUAAAUUAUAUACACUGUAGUGAUUGACAUCUCUUCAACACAGCCCUAUAUGACAAAACUGCUAUUUUUUUGUGGUGCUAACAAUCCGUAAAACCAUAUAUACCCACAUGUUCCAUUUGGGAGUGUUAGGGCAUAACUGUACUAAAUGACAAUAUUUGGUGCUUGAAAAAUGCCCAUAGCGAUGCAAUUUUGAAACUUGUUUUCAGGUCAUAAGAAUGCAUGGAAUUUGCCACUCCUGUAACAUAUUUACCUUAACCUUAGAAGUUGUAUGUACCUUUAAGGGAGGAAUUGUGAGAUUGUAACUUUUUACCUGUUGUUGAACUAUAUUUUUGGGGAUUGUAGUUCAACAAUGGCUGAAAAGAGGUUGAUGAUCCCUGCCAUAAGGGGAUGCACAUAUGCUACAUUCAUGUGAUACUCCGUAUAGUUAUAUAAAGAAAAUGCGGGCUCCUUAGCUGUAAGAAACGAUACAGUUGUAAAAGAAAAUACUAAUAGGUGCUAGUUCUGUAUGUGCUUUGACACUGUAAGAUGUUACAUAUUUCUGACAUUUAUUAAAAAAUGUUUUAUAAUCCA